Phaethon lepturus (White-tailed tropicbird) is the source of this 1532-nucleotide messenger RNA. It is a transcript of the gene CMTR1, whose product is annotated as cap methyltransferase 1. Gene Ontology annotation, cellular component: nucleus; cytoplasm. Gene Ontology annotation, biological process: 7-methylguanosine mRNA capping. The annotation marks the transcript as partial. NCBI's taxonomy places the organism in Eukaryota, Metazoa, Chordata, Aves, Phaethontiformes, Phaethontidae. The record is from RefSeq and is a predicted model, not a curated record. The transcript is spliced from 15 exons. Gene Ontology annotation, molecular function: protein binding; methyltransferase cap1 activity.
GAGAGGGAGGGAUUGAUGGAGAUGGAGAUAUCACUCGCCCAGAGAACAUUACUGCUUUCCAGAAUUUUGUUUUGGACAAUACUGAUCACAAGGGAGUGCAUUUCUUAAUGGCUGAUGGGGGUUUCUCAGUGGAGGGUCAGGAGAAUCUGCAAGAAAUCCUAAGCAAACAGCUCAUGCUUUGCCAGUUCCUUACAGCACUGUCCAUUGUCCGGACAGGAGGACAUUUUGUCUGCAAAACCUUUGACCUGUUUACUCCAUUCAGUGUGGGACUUGUUUAUCUGCUGUAUUGCUGCUUUGAGCGAGUGUGCAUCUUUAAACCUGUGACAAGCCGCCCUGCUAACUCAGAGAGGUAUGUGAUAUGCAAAGGAUUAAAGCUAGGGAUUGAUGAUGUGCGGGACUAUCUCUUCACGGUGAACAUCAGACUCAACCAGCUGCGCAACUCUGAUGUGGAUGUGAAUCUUGUUGUCCCAUUGAAUGUGAUCAAAGGCGACCAGGAUUUCUAUGAUUACAUUGUCCAGUCCAAUGAAAACCACUGCAAAGUUCAGAUAAAGGCACUAGCCAAAAUUCGUGCCUUUGUUCAAGACACUACGCUGAUUGAGCCACGUCAGGCUGAAAUUCGAAAGGAGUGUCUCCAGCUAUGGGGGAUUCCUGAUCAGGCUCGUGUUGCUCCUUCAUCUUCAGAUCCCAAGUCCAAGUUCUUUGAACUGAUCCAGGGCACGGACAUUGAUACCUUCAGUUACAAACCCACUCCUCUGAAUUCCAGUACACUAGAGAAAAUCCGCCAAGUGUUAGAUUACCGAUGUAUGGUGUCUGGAAGCGAGCAGAAGUUCCUCUUGGGGCUAGGGAAAUCGCAGAUCUACACCUGGGAUGGUCGCCAGUCAGAUCGCUGGACAAAGCUGGAUUUGAAAACUGAACUGCCACGAGACACCCUUCUCUCUGUGGAGAUUGUCCAUGAGCUGAAAGGAGAGGGGAAAGCCCAGCGAAAAAUCAGUGCCAUCCACAUCCUUGAUGUCUUGGUGCUGAACGGCAACGAUGUUCGAAAGCAGCAUUUCAACCAGAGGAUUCAGCUGGCGGAGAAGUUUGUCAAAGCUGUUUCUAAACCUAGCCGGCCAGAUAUGAACCCUAUCCGAGUGAAGGAAGUGUACAGAUUGGAGGAAAUGGAGAAGAUUUUUGUGAGGUUAGAGAUGAAAAUCAUCAAGAGUUCAGGGGGAAUACCCCGGCUAUCCUACACUGGCCGAGAUGACCGGCACUUUUUGCCCACAGGACUCUACAUCAUACGGACGGUGAAUGAUCCCUGGACAAUGGCAUAUAGCAAAAACUCUAAGAGGAAAUUCUUCUUCAACAAAGUGACCAAGAAAGCGACGUAUGAUCUCCCUCCCGAAUCCAUCGCACCCUUUCAUGUCUGCCAUUACAGCCGCCUCUUCUGGGAGUGGGGGGAAGGUGUCAAAGUGCACGACUCUCAGAAAAGGCAAGAUCCAGAGAAGCUGUCAAAGGAAGUUGUCCUGUCUUUCAUCCAAGCGCACUACCCCUAA